GCCGUGUCGGCUCUGAAGGUAACUGCUCUAGAUGGCUUGUUCAACAAGUUGAACCUGACACACCUGUGGACGCGCACUUUUCAUCUAGGACGUGAAAAUGUGGUGGAAUCGGUGGUAACCUUUGUGAACAGCAUAGUGAUGAAGAAUGUGACCUACGGUGACGCCUGGUAUCACCAUACUAAGGUUCACUUGCCAAAGAUGCUGGCCGUACGAAGAAUAAGUAAAGCUUUCGUCUCCCUUUACUACCACAGUGUCAACAGUCGGUGGACCAUUCGAAAUAAGGUGAAGGAGCAGUGGGGGUGGACGAGAGUACAAAUGUUCAGAGGUACAAAAAGGAUAGUACCACUGAGGAUGGACUUGAGCGGGAUGCCAUCCUGCUCUCCCUACCUGGCAGUUAUUACCAGAUUCAGUGAUGCUCAAAUUCUUGUCUACAGUCCGACAGAUGGCCGCUACCAUGAGAGAGGUAUGGUGUUGACUGGGAGAUGCAUCAAGACAGUGCUGGGGUACAAUCUUCGUGGCCACGAUUAUGUCGUUACAUCACACUCUUGUCUCCAAGACAGCCACUACAACUAUAGCAAUCCUCAGGCAAGACGCAGGAACGAGUGGGUGCAGAUAUGGAGGGUUUCACCUGAUAUUAACCCGGUCUACCAAAUGGCUGUAGGUGCUACUGAUGUACAGGUAGUAAUUUUGCGUGGUGUGUUGUGCCUGAUAAUGGUGGAAUCUCGCGGUCAUGACGUUGUGGUAAUGUGUGAGAGGGGUGAUAACACCUUUGUACAACACCAGCGACUUCCCUCUCAAAACCCACAGAAGGCAUCAGUGAUGCAUCACAAAGACCCCAGCGGGAGGCUGAACACCUUCCUCGUGGUGGCUGUGCGCGGCACUUCUCCCCACCAUGGUAGUGCUUACACUGUCUGGCGCUACGAUACAGAGGAUAACGCUUUCUUCCUAUUGCAGAGGAUGUCACUGGAUAACGUGGAGUGGGUCGCACUCUCUUCACACAGAAGUGACCUUUUCCUGGCGGUGGUCUCUAAGGGUUUCAGAGGUGACCAGCAUGGCGAGGUGUUCAUCUACAGAAUGGACUGGUCGAGUGAAGAGGGCAGCACGUCCCUUAGUCACUACGGCUCCACCUCUGAGAAAUUGAAUUCUCAGACUAUCAUACCCAACUUCGUGUUGAAGCAGCAGCUUGCACUCAAGUGGCCACUGGAAGCUCACUUCGCCACACUACCUUCAGGACAACUUUACCUGUACGUUAUCAACCAGGAGGGCUUUGUCACCUGGUUUAGUCAGAAAGGAAUUCACAGGUUCAGGAAGGAAGGGAAGCUACACGCCCCUGGUAAGCAGAGGUUGGAGGCGUGGGGGUGUGCAACCUCCGGGACACAGCUACAUAGAAUUUCCAUAGCUGGAGACGUGUGCGCUGAAGAGGAUGUCACCGCAGAACCCGCUGUGGUCCUGGAGGCAAACAUCAGGUAGAAACUCCUCGAAGCCGGUAGUGAAUUCUGAAGGCCUGAUCUAAAGAUUUCUCUAGAACCCUGAAGCUUUAAAAAGCAAACUCUUAGCCUUCUCAGUAAAUCAUAAGUUCUGGAAGAAACACAAAAAUCACAAUAUAAAGUUGUCAGAUGCCCUAGUUAAUCGUACAAUAUUUUACCAUUAUUUAAAACUUUCAAAAGUUCCAGCUAUUGAGUUUCAUUUGCAGUUUUAAAUUAGAAAUUCAAAUAUAUUCCAGCUAAGUCUUAAGCUUUUUAUCGUUAAAUGUUUACUAUUUAUUCUAUAUGCAUAUAAAAGAUUAAUAUAUUUAUAAGUAUC
Molecule: messenger RNA, 1803 nt
Organism: Cherax quadricarinatus
Lineage: Eukaryota; Metazoa; Arthropoda; Malacostraca; Decapoda; Parastacidae
Source: RefSeq, a predicted model, not a curated record